Penicillium angulare is the source of this 1932-nucleotide messenger RNA. RefSeq names its product anion exchange family protein. Gene Ontology annotation, cellular component: plasma membrane; fungal-type vacuole. The transcript has 5 exons. Gene Ontology annotation, molecular function: solute:inorganic anion antiporter activity; borate efflux transmembrane transporter activity. The coding region runs from base 1 to 1932 and encodes 643 amino acids. Gene Ontology annotation, biological process: monoatomic anion transport; borate transport; transmembrane transport. The record is from RefSeq and is a predicted model, not a curated record. Lineage: Eukaryota; Fungi; Ascomycota; Eurotiomycetes; Eurotiales; Aspergillaceae.
AUGCAAGCUUCCGCCUCCACCCAGCGGAAAGCUUCUCGGCAAUCCGAGCGCAAGUCGUCUCUGCGCUCGGCGGGCUCAAAUCGCGCUCCUUCCUCGUAUCAUUCAACUGUGUCUGAGCCCCUGGCAGAGACUACAUCUGCACAGCCCGGUCGCCGGAUGUCCACAACGAGCUCCGCACAAUCGUCACAGCCAAAAUGGUGGCGUAUACGUUUCUUCCGGGGCAUGAUUAAAGACGUAAAGCGCAGAGCUCCUUAUUAUUGGAGCGAUUGGACUGAUGCAUGGGACUAUCGUAUUGUUCCUGCGACAGUGUACAUGUAUUUUGCUAAUAUCUUGCCGGCUCUGGCUUUCUCGUUGGACAUGUUUGAGAAGACCAAUCAAAGCUAUGGUGUCAAUGAGGUUUUGCUUGCAUCUGUUCUUGGGGCUAUCGUCUUUGCCAUAUUAGCGGCUCAGCCAUUGGUCAUUGUUGGUGUUACUGGACCUAUAACUGUAUUCAAUUAUACGGUUUACGACAUUAUUAGUCCUAGGGGAACCCCUUAUCUGGCAUUCAUGUGCUGGAUUGGAAUUUGGUCGCUUAUUAUGCAUUGGAUCCUUGCUAUCACAAAUGCAUGCAAUGGACUCACCUACGUUACCCGAUUCUCAUGUGAUAUCUUCGGCUUCUAUGUCGCUUGUAUCUAUCUUCAAAAGGGAAUCCAGGUUCUCACUCGACAAUGGGGACAAGUUGGAGAAACUUCAGCUUAUCUUGCCAUCAUGGUAGCCCUUCUUGUUUUGAUGGCCGCCUGGAUCCUCGGAGAGCUGGGUAAUAGUAACCUCUUCCAGCGAUAUGUCCGAAAGUUCCUUGAAGACUAUGGCACGCCACUGGUUAUUGUUUUCUUCACCGGCUUCGUUCAUAUUGGACAUAUGCGUGAUGUUGAUGUGGCUACCCUUCCAACAAGCAAAUCAUUUUUCCCUACGCUCGAUCGCCCAUGGUUGGUACACUUCUGGGAUAUCGACGUGGGCGAUAUUUUCCUAGCCAUCCCAUUUGCUAUCCUCCUGACUAUUCUCUUCUAUUUUGAUCAUAAUGUUUCAUCUCUCAUUGCCCAGGGUACCGAGUUUCCCUUGCGUAAACCAGCUGGAUUCCACUGGGAUCUUUGGCUUCUUGGCCUUACGACCUUUGUUGCGGGUCUUCUCGGAAUCCCAUUCCCCAACGGACUCAUCCCACAAGCACCCUUCCAUACCGCUGCACUCUGCGUUACUCGCCAGGUAGCGGAUGAGGAGGAUACCAACAAGGGUAAAGCCAUCCGAGUCACAGAUCAUGUUGUAGAGCAACGUGUCAGCAACCUAGCCCAGGGCCUUCUAACACUAGGAACAAUGAGUGGACCACUCCUCAUUGUCCUCCAUCUGAUCCCACAAGGUGUCAUGGCAGGUCUUUUCUUCAUCAUGGGUGUCCAGGCUCUGCAAGGCAACGGCAUCACACAAAAACUAAUUUUCCUAGCCCAAGACAAAGCAUUAACGCCCUCAUCCAAUCCUCUCAAGCGAAUUAGACGCCGGGCUGCUAUCUGGGUUUUUGUGGUUAUUGAGCUUCUUGGAUUCGGCGCUACAUUUGCAAUCACUCAAACUAUUGCUGCUAUUGGAUUCCCGGUUAUCAUUCUUCUGUUGAUCCCUGUUCGGUCAUUCCUAUUCCCACUUUGGUUUAGCCGCGAAGAGUUGGAUGCCUUGGAUGGGCCUACUGCUAGUCCUUUUACAAUGGAGAGUGUUGGUGGCACACAUGGACUGGAGGAAGAAGUAGCUGAAGCAAAUGCGAGUGGAAUGCACACCAGCGGUGGUAAUCAAGUUCUAGAAAGGCGGAUCUCUUCGUCUUCUGAAUCUGCUGUUGAAGAUGAUCUAGAGCGGGGAGAGGCAUACGAACUGCGUUCGUCUAUGCGACGAAGGAGUACAACAAGUCGAGUCAGUUGA